Molecule: messenger RNA, 1735 nt
Organism: Dentiscutata erythropus
Lineage: Eukaryota; Fungi; Glomeromycota; Glomeromycetes; Diversisporales; Gigasporaceae
Source: the annotation of a GenBank genome assembly
ACAAAACAGUCUGUAUGGCAAGUUCCUGAGGAAAUUGCAGAUGCCGUAAAAGCAUUUAAAGAAUCGGAAGAAAGGAAUGCUCAAGCAUUACAAGAUACUGCUGGAGUUAAAAGAAAAGCAAAUGAUGAAGAGCAAAUGACCAGCGAAGAGGUGAAGAGAGCUAAAGGAGGCAUAGACAAUGUUGUAAAUGAAGGAACUGAAUUGACAGAAGAAGACAUUGCCUUUCAGCUUCAAUUUAUGGAAGAGCAAGAACGACAAGAGCUAUUGUCUACAACGGGUAGUGGUGAUUCAGGUGAUAAUGAUAAUUCUGCCGUUCAUGAUAUAGGUGAUGAGGAUUCUCAAAUGCAAAUUAAAGACAAAGACAAAGAGGUGGAACUUUCACCCGAAGAACGUAUGCUAAUGUUUAAAUCUCUUUUGAGGGAGAUGGAUGUGUCACCAUUUGCAAUGUGGGAAAAAGAAUUGCCAAGGAUUAUACAUGAUCCAAGAUAUACAUUAAUUCCAACAUUGAAGCAGCGAAAAGAAAUUUUUGAUGAAUAUUGUAAGGAACGAGUUGUGGAAGUGAGAGCAGAAAAGAUCAAUAAAGCCAAAGACUUAACUGCCAAAGAUGAGUAUUUAAAACUUCUCGAAGAAGAAACGUCUCACCGUUCUCAUUGGGACUCUUUUAGAAAAAGAUUUAAAAGGGAUCCUAGAUUCAAAAAUUUCUCGGAUGACAAAGAAAGAGAAAAGGUAUUCCGUAAGCAUAUCCAUGAAUUGAAGGAGGUGGAAGCAGAACGUAAAAGAGUGCAACAAAAAAAGGCGCAGGAAGAUUUUAUGAAACUCUUGAGGGAAAUGAGAGAAAUAAAACCUGAUUCCAGUUGGCGCAAAGUAAAACGGUUAAUUGAUGAUGAUCCGCGAUAUAUCGCAGUACAAUCAUCAAGUUUAAGGGAAGAGUUGUUCAGAGAAUAUUGUCAAAAACUUGAGGCGGAAGAUGAAGAAGAAAUGGCAAGGAAAGAGAAUGAACGGAAGCAACGGGAACGAAAAGAAAGAGAAGAAGCAAGUUUAAAAAAUAGAGAAGCUCAAGUGAGAAGUGAAAGGCGUUAUCAGAAUUUUGAUAGAAAUUCUGCGAAAAGGAAGGCGAUGCGUGAAAAGUCCAUUCUUGCAUUCCAAACUCUUUUAAUUGAUUUAGUGCGGACGCACGAAGCCACGUGGGAUGGAAAGAAACAUAGCCUAGAACAGGAUCCACGUUUCCAUGGCGAAGGCCUUGAAGAUAAUGAUAGAGAACGCCUUUUUAAUGAACAUACUGUAGAUAUGUACCAAAAGCGCCUAAAAUCGUAUCAUCAACUUCUUAGUGAACAUCUAAAAUUAGACACUACGUGGAUUGAAAUUCAGCCAAUUAUCAAAGAAGAUCCACGCGCAGUGCGGCUUUCAAAAAAUGAAGCUCUUUUGGAAGAAUUGUUUGACAAAUACUUGGCCAGAGAGAUUGAAAAAGCUAAAAAAGAAUUUUUAGAACUCUUAAAAGAAAAUCAAUUCAUAGAAUAUAGGACGCGCAUGGUUCAAUUAUCAGAAAAUGGAGCAAAAGACGAGACAGGCGCAGAGAAAGAGAAAGCUCGUGGAUUGACUAAAGAAGAAAUUCAUGAUGUGCUCAAGGAGGAUACUCGAUAUUUAGUUUUAAGCCAUAUGCCUGAAGUUCGUGAUGAACUAAUCACAGAAUAUUUGAAUAACGUUGAAGCUCCAAAAAUGACUGUGCAUCAAGGAC